Lasiosphaeria miniovina is the source of this 312-nucleotide messenger RNA. Its product is annotated as ankyrin repeat-containing domain protein. Lineage: Eukaryota; Fungi; Ascomycota; Sordariomycetes; Sordariales; Lasiosphaeriaceae. Gene Ontology annotation, molecular function: protein binding. The record is from RefSeq and is a predicted model, not a curated record. The annotation marks the transcript as partial. The transcript has a single exon.
ACCCCUCUACACCUCGCGGCCGAGCAAGGGGACGUGGACAUGAUAGGGGGUUAUCUCGUCAAGCACCCCGAAGACAUCGACAAGACAAACGAACAAGGCAUGACGGCGCUGGUCAUCGCAGCCAAGAACAAGCACCGCGACUUUGUCGAGCGACUGCUGGAACAUGGGCCCAAGGUCGAUCUUGCCGACGAAAAGGGCUGGACGGCGCUCCACUGGGCGUCCGUGAACGGCGACUUGGCUAUCAUUGAGCUUUUGCUAGGCGAGGGACGCGGCGGCGUGGCUGAUCAGACAAACAAAGACGACGCCAGCCGA